ACCAAUCCUAUUGAAAAAUCACUGAGCGCUCACUGAUCUGCUUUCUCUGCUGAACGCAGCCAUUAUUUGUUCCGCGUUUGUCCGCGAUGAGCACGUUUGUCAAGAGCUGUUAUAUACGUAGCCUGGAAAGAACUCCAAAGAAUGUUUAUUUGCCGGACAACACGCCAAUUUUCGUAGGACGCUCGCCGGAAACCGAAAUUACAGACACGAAAUGUUCGCGACAACAAGUUCGUCUAUGUGCAAAUUAUGCAGAGGCUAUUGUCACAAUUCAACAAAUUGGACCGCAUGCUUGUGGUUUUAAUGGCUUUAAAACUAAAAAGGAUGUAAGAUUUGUAGGUAGGCACAAUGAUCGAUUGGAGUUGCUCUAUGGCAAACAUGCUUACGAAAUUGAAUUUAAUCCACCACCAAGUCUAGAUCAUUUUGUAUUAAAAAAGAGGUUAUACGAGCCAGAAACAGAAGAAAUUGAAAAUAAAGCGAAAAUGUUAAAGUUAGAUAAUUUUUCUGAAAUUUGCUCUGAAGAACUUGAGAAUGACCAGCAGUCAGAAGAUAGAUUAUCUUCAAAUGAUAUUCAUUCUACUGAAAAAGCAUUCAGCACUGAUUCUAGUACAUCAUCUGAACAAAGUAAUAUCUCAAGUGCAAAGUGGGAUAGUAUCAGUAAUGGAAAAUUAUUAAUUUAUACACCACCAUCCCUGCCAAACUGUGCAAAGAUAGCUGCCUACGAUAUGGAUGGUACUUUAAUAAAAACUAAAUCUGGCUUGGUAUUUCCAAAAGAUUGUAAUGAUUGGCAAUUAUUAUAUCCUGAUAUACCCAAUAAAUUGAAACAGUUUUAUACAAAUGGAUACAAGAUAGUUAUAUUCACAAACCAAGCGGGUCUUAGUUCUGGUAAAAUUAAGAUUAAUGAUUUCAAGCGCAAGAUCGAGAGAAUCGUACAGAAAAUCGGCAUUCCCAUUCAAGUUUUUAUUGCUGUAGGAAUGAACAUUUAUAGAAAGCCAACAAUUGGUAUGUGGGAAUUUUUGGAAAAAGAGAAGAACGGAGGUAUUGCAAUUGAUAAGGCUAUUUCAUUGUAUGUUGGCGAUGCUGCUGGCCGACCGAAAAAUUGGGCACCAGCAAAGAAGAAAGAUCAUUCAAGUGUAGAUAGAUUAAUGGCACUAAACUUGGGUAUCAAAUUCGAAACGCCCGAGGAACAUUUUUUGAAACAUAAAACGGCGCCUUAUCAACUACCCAAGUUCAAUCCGAAAAGUUUGCCGCAGACUAACGAUGUGUGUAAACCCGCGGAUGCGGAAUUAACACUGAAACAACAAGAGGUAGUACUUAUGGUUGGCAGUCCAGGUUCUGGAAAAUCGCAUUUUGCAAAGAAUUAUCUAAAGGAAUACAAAUAUGUCAACAGAGAUACUUUAGGCAGUUGGCAAAAAUGUAUCGCCGCAGUUCAGCAAUAUUUGAUUGAAGGAAAAAGCAUAGUUGUAGAUAAUACCAAUCCUGAUCCAGCUUCGAGACAGAGAUACAUAGACAUAGCUAAGAAGCGCAAUAUUUUAGUCAGAUGUUUCGUCAUGACGACAAGUAUAGAACAUGCGAAGCAUAAUAACAAAUUCCGCGAAUUGACUGAUCCAAGCCACAUUCCAAUCAACGAAAUUAUUAUAAAUUCCUAUGUAAAAAAUUAUGUGCCACCAACUUUAGAAGAAGGCUUUAAAGAAAUAGUGGAAAUCAAUUUUGUUCCAAAUUUUAAUAAUGAGAAGGAUCGAAGACUCUACGAAAUGUAUUUACUCGAAAGUUGAAUCCUUUUCAAAUGAUCAUAUGAAUCUGCCAUAGUAUUCACUUAUUUUCAAUGUAAUAAUGUCAACAAUAAAAAUAUUUAUUAGAUUAUCUAUUGCA
Molecule: messenger RNA, 1869 nt
Organism: Pogonomyrmex barbatus (red harvester ant)
Lineage: Eukaryota; Metazoa; Arthropoda; Insecta; Hymenoptera; Formicidae
Gene: PNKP
Product: Polynucleotide kinase 3'-phosphatase
Biological process (GO): DNA repair
Molecular function (GO): double-stranded DNA binding; protein binding; polynucleotide 3'-phosphatase activity
Source: RefSeq, a predicted model, not a curated record